AUGGAGGCUUCCAAAUCACUAGUUGCCGAGCGCGGAGCCGUGAAGGCUAAGUUAACAGUCUUUAGAAGGUUUGUCGAGUCAGCGGACGUGCAAUCAGACCCGGUGGCAUUCGAAAAACGCGUUGGGACAAAUGAAGACUUAUUCCAGAAAUUCGAUCGGGUACAGUCGCAAAUAGAGGCAACGGUACUGGACACUCCUAACGAGGAGGUCCAGCUUGCGGAGCGCGAGCAAUUUGAAGAUACUUACUUUAGAACUCUUUCCAAAGCGGAAACUAGACUGGCUCAGGCGCGAGGGUUGGAGCCUGGGACGGUAAAUCGCGCUUCUCCAGCUCCAUCAGAUCCUCACAUGACGCGUCUACCGAUCAUAAAGCUUCCCAAUUUUAGUGGGGAUUUCAGUCAUUGGAUUCGCUUCAGGGACACAUUUGUUUCCUUGGUCCAUGAUUCGGAAAGACUAACCGACAUGGACAAAUUCAAUUAUCUAGCUUCGGCAUUAUCUGGGCCUGCCGCCCAAAUUAUCGAGUCCUACAGUGUCUCGGAAGCGAAUUACAGAUUAGCUUGGGAACGACUGAGAGAGCGUUUUGAUGACCCCAAAAAUUUAAUAUCGCAUCAUGUUGGCGCAAUCCUAGAUUUAGAGCCAUCUAAAAGGAAAAAUGGCAAUUCUCUUACGAAAUUUAUUGAUACCGCGGUUAACAACGUACGGGCGUUGCAAAAAAUCCUAGAGCCUCCGGAUUUGUGUGAGGCUCUCAUUAAUGGGAUUCUUUCGAGGAAAUUGGACAGCCUCUCCCUGGAUGAUUGGGAGAAGCGUGUCAUGAAUUCGCCCACUAUGCCAACGUUUCGCGAUUUAUCGAAAUUCUUGGAGCAACGGGCUCAAUAUCUGACGCGAAAAAAUCCUGAUGGGCCGUCCGAAGGCCAUUCACCACUAGAGGUUCAGAAACCUACCAAACCGCGUGAAAGAGCCAACAAAUCAUAUGUCGCGUCUUCGCACAUUGUAAAUAAAAAAAAUAAUAAAUGCGUAUUAUGCGGUGAUGAGCACACGCUCCAAUAUUGCUCUAAAUUCUUGGCCAUGUCUUUCUCUGAAAGGCAUGUCGCGGUGAAGCGCGCGCGAAUAUGCUUCAAUUGUUUCAAUACAGGGCAUAGUGUUAAGGCGUGCAACAGUUCCAAGUGCCGAAAAUGCGGCAAAAUGCAUCACACCUUGUUGCAUAAGGAGAUUACACCUCCCCCCCGCUUAGUUGUUGAACAGGACUCUAAUGAUCUUGAAACUCUCCCGCCAUCCACCACUCACAUCUCGCAAUCUUGUAUGGCAAAGGCCGUCGAGACCAUGGUCGGUGGGCUGAGACGCGUCAAAAACCCGGUCCACUCGUCUACCCAGGUAGAGGUUCUUUCCAGUUCAGGAAAUUUUAAGCGUAAGCUUUCGUGCUUGGUAUUAGAAACCAUUACGGAGGAGAUGCCGAACGUUCCUCUGAACAAAAUAAAAUUGACGAUACCUAAGGGAGUGGUACCAGCCGAUCCAGGGUUUCAAACCUCCGGUAGAAUCGACCUAUUGAUUGGGGCAGGUCCAUUCUGGGACCUAUUAUGCAUCGGGCAAAUUAAGGUCGGAUUAGGCAAUUUGAUGUGGCAAAAGACAAGGCUCGGAUCGGUCCUAGACGGCAGACUCCAGUGGCCAAAAUCGCAGGCCAACACUAAAUCCUUUCACGCUUGUCACGCCAUAGCAAACAUGGAAUUGGAGAAUUCCAUAUCGUGGUUUUGGGAAAUGGAAGAAAUUAACACUCUCGAGACCAAGCCUAGUGACCACGAACCUUGUGAACUGCACUUCAAAGAAAAUACGAAGCGCGAUGGAACAGGACGGUUUAUUGUUGCCAUACAGUUUAAUGAACAAGUUCGUCAGUUAGGAGAGUCCCGCACGCAAGCGGAGCGUCGUUUAGUUAAUCUAGAAAGGAAGUUGAGGAAAAACCCGGAUCUUCGCGCAAGGUACAACGAGUUUCUUCGCGAAUAUGUCGAUUUAGGACACAUGACAAAAUUGGAAGCGAAAUGCCUAGGAGGGGUCGGUGAUAAUUUCUACCUGCCUCAUCAUAUGGUGACAAAGGAGAGCAGUACGACCACCAAGCUUCGUGUUGUUUUUGAUGGUUCUGCGAAGACCUCCUCGGGUAUCUCCUUAAACGAUACUCAACUCGUAGGCCCGCUUGUUCAAGAUGAAUUGUUCAAUAUUUUGAUUAGAUUCCGUAAGCACUCGAUCGUUCUCUCGGCAGACGUGGUGAAAAUGUAUAGGCAGGUCUUAGUCAGGGAAGAAGACCGCAAAUUUCAAAGAAUCCUUUGGCGUUUCGGUGAGGACGAAACAAUCACCGAUUACUCACUUAACACCGUGACUUAUGGUACCGCUUCUGCUUCGUACUUGGCGACACGCGUUUUGCACCAGAUAGACAAGGAAUGCGCGCAAUCAUGUCCUCUUGCUAGUGCCGCAAUAUUAAACGAUUUCUACGUAGACGAUUUGUUGACCGGCUGCGAUACUCUCGAGGAAGCAUUAGAAUUGUGGGAUUCAUUGGUAGCAAUUUUAGCACAAGCUGGCUUUCCUUUGAGAAAAUGGGCGAGUAACGAUCCUAGAGUAGCGAGUGACGCAGAUAAAACGCGAAAUUUAGAAUUCAAGUCAUCGGAUAGAGAGGCUAAAACGUUAGGUUUAACAUGGUCAGUGUCCUCUGACGAAUUGGGCUACAAUGUUGACCAUCGAACAUUUCCCAGGAUAACCAAGCGUUAUGUUUUAGCCGAGAUCGCUCAAAUAUUCGAUCCUUUGGGACUCAUCGGUCCAAUAAUAGAGCAAAAUUAUUCAUGCAAACGCUCUGGAAAAUGA
Megalopta genalis is the source of this 2841-nucleotide messenger RNA. The record is from RefSeq and is a predicted model, not a curated record. NCBI's taxonomy places the organism in Eukaryota, Metazoa, Arthropoda, Insecta, Hymenoptera, Halictidae.